GUUUGAUCCCGGCGUCUCCAGGCUCGCCCGAGAGUGCGUUCCUCAGAAAAUUAAAUGUCUUCAGAAGACCGAGAAGCUCAGGAGGAUGAAUUGCUGGCCCUGGCAAAUAUUUAUGAUGGAGAUGAAUUUAGAAAAGCAGAGUCUGUCCAAGGUGGAGAAAUCAGGAUCUAUUUGGAUCUGCCACAAAAUUUCAAGAUAUUUGUGAACGGCAAUUCAAAUGAGUGUCUCCAGAAUAGUGGCUUUGAAUACACCAUUUGCUUUCUGCCUCCACUUGUGCUGAACUUUGAACUGCCACCAGAUUAUCCAUCCACCUCCCCACCUUCAUUCACACUUAGUGGCAAAUGGCUGUCACCAACUCAGCUAUCUGCUCUGUGCAAGCGCUUAGACCACCUGUGGGAAGAGCACCAUGGCAGCGUGGUCCUUUUUGCCUGGAUGCAGUUUCUUAAGGAAGAGACUCUAGCACACCUGAAUAUUGUCUCUCCUUUUGAGCUCAAGAUGGGUUCUCAGAAAAAAGUACAGAGAAACACAGCUCAAGCCUCUACCACCACAGAGCUAGAUUUUGGAGGAGCUGCUGGAUCUGAUGUAGAUGAAGAGGAGAUUGUGGACGAGAGAGCUGUGCAGGAUGUGGAAUCGUUGUCAAGUCUGAUCCGGGAAAUCUUAGACUUUGAUCAAGCUCAGCAGAUCAAAUGCUUUAAUGGUAAAUCGUUCCUGUGCAAUAUCUGUUUCUGUGAGAAGCUGGGUAGUGAAUGCAUGUACUUCAUGGAGUGCAGGCACGUGUACUGCAAAGCCUGUCUGAAGGACUACUUUGAAAUCCAGAUCAGAGAUGGCCAGGUUCAAUGCCUCAACUGCCCGGAACCAAAGUGCCCUUCGGUGGCCACUCCUGGUCAGGUCAAAGAGCUAGUGGAAGAAGAGUUAUUUGCCCGUUAUGACCGCCUUCUCCUUCAGUCUACCUUGGACCGGAUGGCAGAUGUGGUGUACUGUCCCCGCCUGUGUUGCCAGCAGCCUGUGAUGCAAGAGCCUGGCUGCACCAUGGGCAUCUGCUCCAGCUGCAAUUUUGCCUUCUGUACCUUGUGCAGAUUGACCUACCACGGGGUCUCUCCAUGUAACUUGACUGCAGACUCUCAAGAUGAUGACCUGCAAGCACGUGUGGCCAAUAAACGAUUUUUGAGAUCGAGGUGUCGUAAGAGGGACAUUGUGAGGGAAGAGAAGAAAAGUAAGCAGUGGCUAAAAACGAACUCAAAGAGCUGCCCGUGCUGUGGGACUCCCACAGAGGUAAAUGUUUUGGUACAGACUUGGAGGCAAACAGAUUUGCAAUCAUGUUAUCAUUGCCUUAAGAAGCCUAUUGGUCCAUUUUAUGAAUUAUUAGUCCAUUAUUUAUGACCUGUACUAUGAAAACACAUUUAGUAUUUGUUUAGCCUUCUUACUUGGAAGAUGCACAUUUCGCUACUAAAUAUUGUUAUUGACGUUACAUGUAUUUACGCUUUCCUUUUCAAAGUGCUUUCAUACAGUGACAAUUGUUCUUCCAUUAUGUGCACCUCAAAAUUGAAUGAGUUAUGAGGAGGGCAUACUAUAGUUGUAAUAAACUCUUAACUCAUCUAUGUGAUAAAAAAAUAUCACAUCUGACUUCUCAGAACUAUUUGUCCUGAAAUGUAGCACACCUGAUGAAUACACUGAGUAUACACUCAGAAAAUGGAGACCUUUUUCCAUUUAGCUGAACCAAGUAAUUGGAAAAUCUAUUGUUUCUUGACAAAACUUUCACAUGUUUUGAAAUCAAAAUAUAUCUUUGCAUCUGAUUCUACUGUUGCCGUCUGUUAUAUCUGAACUGACCCAGUGGUAUUCCCCAAUUACUCCAUUAAGGAAACUGGCAUUGUGUUUAACCACUUCUGACAUGCCUUAGUGCUAUGUGUUUUAGUCCGUUUUGUGUUGCUAUAACAGAAUUAC
Messenger RNA from Galeopterus variegatus (Sunda flying lemur), 1941 nucleotides. RefSeq names its product E3 ubiquitin-protein ligase RNF14-like. Gene Ontology annotation, cellular component: ubiquitin ligase complex; cytoplasm. Gene Ontology annotation, biological process: positive regulation of proteasomal ubiquitin-dependent protein catabolic process; ubiquitin-dependent protein catabolic process; protein polyubiquitination. Bases 55 to 1380 code for a protein of 441 amino acids. The record is from RefSeq and is a predicted model, not a curated record. Gene Ontology annotation, molecular function: ubiquitin protein ligase activity; zinc ion binding; ubiquitin conjugating enzyme binding. NCBI's taxonomy places the organism in Eukaryota, Metazoa, Chordata, Mammalia, Dermoptera, Cynocephalidae. The transcript has 6 exons.